AUGGACCAGCUAUUUCCUAACUCUUGGAAAGGUCCUUUUUACGGGGCUGAAUCCGCGGCACAGGACCAAAACCUGGAGAUGGAAGCACAAUAUGUCCCAGAUGGUCAACUCGCGACCGACUCUAGACACCCAAUGGGACUUCCAGGUGUAACGCCAUCCUUCCAUUCCAUAACCAACGUCGAGACAGAGUCCGCUCUGAGUAAUGCCGACGUCGAAGGUCCAUGGCAACAGGGGUUUUUCCCUUUUCAUUCCAGCCCAUAUCGACAAGAGUGGAUUGCUGGUCUCCCCCUAGCUUCGUUGGAUCAGGGUGGGUUCACUGGCACCGAUAUCCCUCAAACAAACACCUUGCUGCCGGCGGAAAAGUCCGGACAUAAUAACAACUUACAAAACAUUGCAAAAAUUUCUAAAACAUCUGUAACCGACUGGAUAAAUAUUGGCCCAAUGUUCAAGGCUUUAUACCAGCCUCAGGGAUAUAGUCUUACAUUGGAACAAACAGCAUCUUUUUUGGCAUGUCUCUUUGGUUUCGAAGCAACGGUGGAAGAAUAUAGAUACAGGGUAAAAAGAGGGUGGCCAAAUGAGGGCGGCUGGCCCAACGAAAGUGGAAGUGCGGCCGAUAAGAUACUCAAAAAGAACAAAUCCAACGCGGCAGGGUUUACAACGACGAAGACUACGAAACGAGAACCGAACCCGCAUCGCAAAAGAUCUUACAGAAGAUCUGGCAAAUAUAACGCUUGUCCUCCUUUUUUCGAACGACGGGUCCAUGUGCCUUAUACACUUGAGCCUACGAUCUAUAAGAAGCAUAUUUUACUCCUUCGCCACACCGACGAAUUUGUAACCGGGUUCCUUGACUCUUCUCUUACAAUCAACAAAGGAGGCACCGCAUCAGAAGAAAGUAUUGGAAAUAUUCUGGUUGCGGUCGAAUCAAAUUGGCGGAGCUUGUUGAAUUGCUGCCAGGGAAUGUUCGCUCUGCUGCGUAAUUGCAAGCAUUUCGUGCUGCCCAAAUCCACCGAAGAGUGCCCGCUUUCGAAGAGAGAGAAGAAGAAAGAGACAAAUCUAUACAUCCGGGGGGUCAUUGAUCGGAUCUUCGAAGGUAGGGUACUGAAUCGCCUCAAGGAAAUGACCAAGGAUAGUCGCACGCUUGUCCUAAGUCCGUUUAUCUUCAGUGACUUCUGGAGCAUUUGUCAGAUAUUGCUGGCUCUCUCUAGCCAGCUGGGAUCCUCCAAAGGUGCCUACGUAGCGAGAUUCCUUCGAGCUCUACGUCUUUCGGUCGACGCUCUUUCGGUCGACGCCGAUCUCCAGAGCAUAAAAACGGUUCUUUUCGAUUUUGUCAGGUCUCUUGAACCUUACUUCAUUGAUGAUAUUCAACAAGAGAACGGUGAAAACAAGAUGCAGACACGGAAUGAGGGCCAUGAAGAACUUGAGGCAGGUACACAGGCUGCGGAUGUAGUCCAGCAAGAAUAUCAAAACCAGGGCAGUGGAACAGGGAACGAGGACGAAGAAACCCGCAGGCAAGCAUACCUCGAGAAAAAGGAAAGUUACCGGAAGAUUCGCAAAGAGAAUAGGCAACAGGAGAUCAAGGAAAGACAAGUCUGUCUUGCCGAAAUCAAGCAUAUCAUACGGACGACCUACCAAUGCGCCACUAGAGCCUUCUCGUCACGGCGGAGUCCCAACGACCCUAACGUCCUAAGGCUAUGGGCUAACUACUAUCGCCACGUGGACAGCAGUGGCUUGAAAGUUGAGAAGUUCUUGGACAGUUACCAACUUGCUUUCCGUAAGACAGAGGAGCUUUAUGGUCCACAUCACGACUACACUGUCAGUGUCUUAUCCGAUUAUGCAACCACAGCAUACUACACCUGCCAUGCCAAAGACCUUGCUAGCACUCUUGCGAACGAUCUGUGGAACAAAACCAACGACGUAUGUAACACAAAGCCCAUCUGGAACGCCAAGAGUCGAGGAAUGGCUGAAGCAGCGAGCAUACUUGGACUUUCCACUUGCAUUUAUCACGAAAACAUGUACAAGGACUCAAAGGCAAGACGGAAGAUGCGUAGGAGUUUAGGAUUGUAUAAAAACAAGAAGAACCGUCAAAUCUGGAGGGAGACUCUCGGUCCUCCACCUCCGCCUGAUCAGGUGAGCAAUACCCUUAUCUGCCUAGACCGCACAGUCAAAUUUCUCGCGCUGGGGGACUGGGACUGCCGCAUGAUUUCACAAAGCAUGGCUAUCAACCUUAAGGGAUUAUUGUUGAACUUUUGUCGGCAAGAAGAACAGUACCAACAGGCUGCUAGAGGACAUGCGGAACUAGGUCACCAGUGUCUUUCGAGGACAAUCUCGGAAGCAGAUCCAUCUCGGGCGAUCAACAUGCCGCUGGUAGUCGCGAGUACUAUACAUCCAGCACAACUUGACUCUCGGUCAUGGCCCCCUAUGUAA
This is a messenger RNA of Cladophialophora bantiana CBS 173.52, 2424 nucleotides long. RefSeq lists its product as uncharacterized. The coding region runs from base 1 to 2424 and encodes 807 amino acids. The record is from RefSeq and is a predicted model, not a curated record. The transcript is spliced from 2 exons. Lineage: Eukaryota; Fungi; Ascomycota; Eurotiomycetes; Chaetothyriales; Herpotrichiellaceae.